Clunio marinus is the source of this 3687-nucleotide messenger RNA. The record is from the annotation of a GenBank genome assembly. Lineage: Eukaryota; Metazoa; Arthropoda; Insecta; Diptera; Chironomidae.
AGUGAAGUUUCUUUCAUUACUCAAUCAAGUCGUAGCAAAGUUUUUAAGUACUAAAAAUCAAUUUUUUUACUCUUUAUUUUGAUGAUUUUUAAAAGUUAGAUACAACAAAGUAAAAAGUGUUAAGUCUUGUGUACUUAAAAGUGCUCAGAAGUUUUGUUAAAAAUAUCAGAAAAGAAUUUUUCUUUCUCUUGUUUGUCUUUUGACAACUGUGCAUGAUAAGAGAAACAUUUAUCUAGAAAACUUUGAAGGCUGAACGAAGUGCGUCUAAAUCAGAGAAUUAUUAAUUACAUAAAAAAAAGUGAAGAGAGUUUGUUGCACGUGUUGAAAACUUUCGCAAAAUUCAUUCGUGAAUAGAAACUUUUGAUUUUGUUUCGUGCUGUUCUAUAAAAAGUCGUCAAGAUUCUUACCCUCAGCUAUAUACUCAUGGAUUUAAUCAAAAAUAUUAAGGACAUUAUGAUAGGGGAUCGGAGUAAUACGGAUGUAAUCCGCGAAGCAUGUCAAGAUCUCAUCUUGGACGACAAAACUCUCAGAGAAAUUAUGUCACGGUUUCUUUGUGAGAUUGAACGAGGCCUCAAAAAGAAGACACAUCCACAAGCCGACAUCAAAUGUUUUGUCACAUAUGUUCAAGAUCUGCCAAAUGGAAAAGAACGCGGCAAGUUUUUAGCUCUUGAUCUGGGCGGCACAAAUUUUCGUGUUUUGUUGAUUCAUCUCAAAGGAGAGAGUGACUUCGAAAUGCAGUCAAAGAUUUAUGCAAUCCCACAAAGUAUUAUGCUUGGUUCUGGCACACAACUUUUCGAUCACAUUGCCGAAUGUUUGGCAAACUUUAUCAAGGAGCACAAAAUUCAUAACGAGAGGCUGCCACUUGGUUUUACUUUCUCUUUCCCAUUGAAACAAUUAGGCUUAACAAAAGGAUAUUUAAUCAGAUGGACGAAAGGUUUUAACUGUGAAGGUGUAGUUGAUCAUGAUGUUGUUGAAUUGCUUGAAGAUGCUCUGAGGAGACGUGGUGAUGUACAGAUUGAUGUCUGUGCUAUAUUGAACGACACAACUGGAACGCUCAUGUCUUGUGCUUGGAAGAAUCACAACUGCAAAAUUGGAGCUAUUGUUGGAACUGGAAGUAAUGCAUGUUACGUUGAACGUGUGGAAAAUUGUGAAAUGUAUGAUGGAGAUUCAAAAGGUAAAGAGCAUGUGCUGAUAAACACAGAAUGGGGCGCAUUCGGAGACAACGGAGCACUUGAUUUCAUUCGAACAGAAUAUGAUCGUGAAAUCGAUGAAUUUAGUAUCAACAAGGGAAAACAACUUGCCGAAAAAAUGAUUUCUGGAAUGUACAUGGGUGAAUUGGUACGUUUGGCUCUCGUAAAAUUCACAAAGGAUGGACUUUUGUUUGGAGGGCAAGGGUCAGAUUUGCUAUUUAAACGCUUCCAGUUCUUCACAAAAUAUGUAUCUGAAAUUGAGUCGGAUAAGGCAGGUGAUUACUUCAACUGCUACGAUGUUCUCGAGGAAAUUGGAAUUCUUCACGCAACUGAUGAAGAUUGCGCUAAUGUUCGUUUUAUUUGUGAAUGUGUUUCAAGUCGGGCAGCUUAUUUAUCAUCAGCUGGUAUUGCUGCUCUCAUCAAUAAAAUGAAUGAUCCUAGUGUGACGGUUGGAGUUGAUGGCUCAGUCUAUCGUUUCCAUCCAAGAUUCCACGAUCUGAUGUACAGCAAAAUUCGUGAGCUUACUAACGAUCAUAUUAAAUUUGAUUUGAUGUUAUCAGAGGAUGGUUCAGGACGUGGUGCUGCACUUGUAGCUGCUGUUGCAUCACGACAGACACAUGAGUCGGAUGAUCAGUAAUUUUCUUCGUUUCCAUUUUCUUAACUUGCACGAAAUUUUCGUCAACUUUAAUCGUCGGUUUAACGAACGAGAAGAUUUUGAUGACCGUCGAAGAUUUUGCUUUCUUUUUAUCAAUUCAAUUGUAACACCUGCAAAGCUUGAAAGCAAUAAUUAACGAAAUCAUUUUGAAGCGUCGAUCUUACUGUCAACUUCAAAUCAUCGAUGAAAACAUGAUUAUUGGAUCUUCUUUGGACGAAUUUUAGUCUCAGUUUAAGAGAGGAAGGAAACUUCUAUUUUUUUAAGAUAAUUUGAUUAAGUAUUUAAUUGAUAGAUUCAAGAAAAAUCUCUCCAAAUAAUUUUCAAGUUUGUAAGAGUUUCUUUCCCACUUUUUUGUAAAUGGUUUCAGUGUUGCCAUCGUUCUUUGGAAUGUUCUUUUAUUUUAUAUCUUUUCGAUUUUAUUUCAAUUUGUAUUUAAUCUAUUCGGUCAGAUUUUGAUUUUUUUUUUUUGUUUUUUCUUUUAAUUAUCUAAAUUACUUUUAUUUUAUUAACUGUCAAUGUGUCGAUCAAAUUGACCGAAAAGCUCACCAACAGUUUAACAACAACUUUCAUUUCCUACAGCAACUUAUUUUUAUCUUCUUAAUUAUGUAAAUAUUUAAGUUUAAGGAAAGAUUAUCUACAUACAUAAUUUUUUUUCUAACGAAUCUUUGAUUUUGUGUUGUAUUAAAUAUUCCACAAGUAAAUGACCUAUUCGGUUUUCAUGAAAGAAACUUUAAGGUGCUUUCAUAAGAUACUUGAUAGUUGAUGAGAUAUUUUGAUAUUUAUUACAUUCAUUUAUUGGUUUCAUUCUCUUUCGAAUAGCCUCAGGUCGCAGCUUUAUCUUGUUCAAUAAUUUUCGUACAUCUUUUGUAUGAAUUUGAAAAAAUAAAUAAAUCAAAAUUCAUCAGCUAUCAUACUGCACAUUAAUUUUCCUUCAAAUUUCAUUUGUUACCGAAUGUGGUCUUGUGUCGUGAUGAAACUGGGAAAGUGAUAGAAUUUAGUUACUUAAAUAAUAAAGAAAGGAGUUUCAAAAGUCACAACGUUUAUCGCAAAGAUUUGUCAUGUGAAUUGUUUGCAGUUUGAUUCUGCCAGAUUCAUCCACGCAAUGAAAGCGAUAACGUCCGAUCAAUAUCUAAAAUAUAUUUACUUAACAGCCAUUUACAGAAGCAAAAUGAUUGUAAAUUGAUUUGCACUCUUACUUUUUUUUCUAAAAAACAGAAAUUCACCUUCAAGGUGACAUUUUUUUAUCUUUCAUGAUUGUAAAUAUUUUGAUGAUUUUUGGAAAUUUUGUUUUAUCUGAAAACCUUUCAAAAUUACAACGGAAUUAGUUUGUAAUUGCUUUGUAUACGUUUUCAUUUGUUAUGGCCUUACUUUCCAUAUUCUUUAAAUUGUUUUUAAUAGAAUGAUGACGCCAUAGUGAACUAUCCUCUAACAGUUGAAGUUGUUGAAUGAAAGAAAUUUUAUUGUAGUCUAAAAUGUAUUAUGAACAGAAAACUUUUUCACAAAUGAAAAGCUCCUAACACAACUUACAUACUUAUUAUAUCCGUAUCAUAGAAGAGACUUUGUAGAUGAUAUGAAAUUAAUCUCAACUUUCAUUAAAAAGAAAGCUUGCGAUAAUCCUUCAAUACGAAGUAAGAAUAUUAUAAUAAAUAAAUAAGAAAAGAAUGAAAUGGAAAUGUGGAAAAGUCUAAUAUUAUUACUAUUAUUAUUAUGAUGAGAAUCCUUUUUCAUAAUGGAACUAAGGAUCUUGAGUUAAUUAGAUUAAAAUGAAUCAUUAUUGUAUGUUAAAAAUUAUUUCAAAAUGGAAAAUGAAAAAUGUUUAAAUAAAACUUAUCAAAAAAAAAG